AUGUUCGAAACGCAGAGGAGGCGUUCGUUCCCGCUCCCGGAUUACGAUCUGACCGACACGAGUCGCGUGGCCGUAACCAACCACGGACGCAUCCUCGACGAGCACUACACCCGGCUCCUGAUGGAGGGCCUCGAUCUGGACCUCGAUCUGGUGAUGCUCCUCGACCGGGUGCAGAAAGAAAUCCGGCUUGGUCGAGGACCGAUCGCCGCUACCGACCUGACGGUCGCCGGGUCCGUGGCCAGAGCGACUGGCAGCGCUGGCCGACACAUCCGGGAACGCGGGUUCGACAAUCAGUACUACCUGGACAUGAUCUUCACGCUAGUGCGUGAGCAUGGUCCGGUCGACCGCAGAAAUAUCGAUCAAGCCCUGAAGACGAAGCUUCCCGAUCGGCUAACGGACGAACAGAAACGGGCGAAGAUCAGUAAUCUCUUGCAGUACUUGCGGUUUUCAAUAAAGGGGCUCGGCGGAGCCCUUUGUGCGCUUGCCAAGCACCCGAGUCGCAACGCACACGGUACGGUGUUGCGUCGGCUGGUGGCGCCAGAUUCUGUGCCGCAACCAACGGCGCGCCUCCCGUUCCUGUCUCAUGCGCUCGUCGCGCUGACGUUGAUGAUUCCCGUCACCGCUUACGCCGCGCCGCAGGGCGACUCGGUAGACGCGUUCUUCGCGGUCGUCGGCGCAGAGCCGGAAACGGCGGCGGAUCUGACGGUCGCCGACGUGCGCGCCGCCAUCUCCGCCGGCGCGCCGCUCCAGUCGGACGGCGAACGCGACACGACGUCGUUGAUGUACGUCGCGGGCUACAACCCGGACCCUGACGUGAUGCGUGCGCUGCUCGCUGCCGGCGCCGAUGUGGCGGUGCGCGACCGGCACGGUUGGACGGCCCUCAACUUCGCUGCUGCCUUCAACACCAACCCCGCGGUCGUUCGGACGCUGCUCGCUGCCGGGGCUGAGACUGCCGCAAGCGGCGAUUACGAGGUGCUUCCCGCUCGCUCUGUGGCCGGCCAUAGCCCCGUACUGGACGUCAUUUCCGAUAUGAUCGACUACGGUGACGUGGAGAGCCCCCUGCCUGGCGGCGACGCCACGCUGAUGGCUGCGGCCGCCUUCAAUUCCAAUCCCGAGGUCAUACGUACGCUGCUCGCCGCCGGAGUGGCCGAGGUGAUGGCCCGCGCCGAGGAGGGAGAGACCGCUCUGAUGGCAGCCGCCGCCUACAAUGCGAAUCUGGAGGUUGCCCGCGUGCUGCUCGUCGCAGGAGCAGACGCAAACGCUGCUGACGAUACCGGCUGGACGAUCUUGAUGUCGGCCGCGCUUUCGAACCGAAACCCGGAGGCGCUGCAGGCAUUGAUCGACGCCGGCGCCGACCCUCACGCCAGGGCGGAGGCCGGCGAGACGGCGCUCAUGAUCGCGGCGUCGCACAACGAUCGGGACGUGCUGCAGCUCCUGCUCGAUCACGGCAUCGAGAUCGACGCGCGCGAUAGAGAGGGGUGGAGCGCCCUCAUGGCCGCGGCUGCCUUCAAUCAAGACCCCCAGGUCGGGCGUCUCUUGCUGGCUGCCGGCGCCGAAACGAAGCCCGGCGGCUCGGUAGGAUCCAGGGCUUUGAUAAUGCCCGGCUGGCCCGAGGAGAUCACCGCGGCCGGAGAGGCGAUCGGCGAGGCCGGCAUCGCCGCGUUCGAGCUCACCCCGGGCGGUGAGCCGGCCGUGUUGGUUGCGGCGCUCUACGGACAGAACCUCGACGUGCUGCAGGCGCUGAUCGACGUCGGUGCUGACAUCCUCGGCGCGCAUACGACGGACGGAUGGACGGCCGCGAUGGCGGCAGCCUUCAAUCCCAACCCGGACGUGAUGCAGUUCCUCAUCGAUGCCGGGACCCUGCUCGAUGCCGGCGCGCGCCUGGAGCCGGGCGCGGCGCCGGUCGAAACGGCGGCGACACCGGCGAUGACUUGCGCCGGCAGCGUCGCCGUCGGCGAGGCGCCGAACAGCGCUGAACUCAUCUCCGACUGUGAGGCUCUGCUGAGGGCCAGCGAUGCGCUCGAUGGCGGUGCCGGGGUGCUGAAUUGGGAUCUCGAUAGGCGGAUCGGUGACUGGAUGGGCGUAUCGCUCAGGGCUGACCGCGUGAUCGGACUGGAUCUUCGGGAAGCGGGGCUGCAAGGACGGAUCCCACAGGUGCUGGGUGCGCUCACCGAACUGGAGGAUCUGGACCUCGGCGACAACGAGUUGACCGGCGACAUACCGCCGGAACUGAGUGACCUCGCCAAUUUGUGGGGAUUGUUUCUCGACGAGAACCAGCUCUCCGGCAGCAUCCCCGCCGCGUUUGGUCAGAUUGGCACGCUUGUCAGACUGUGGCUCAGCGACAACCUGCUGAGCGGUCAUAUCCCCCCGGAGAUCGGGAAUCUCGACGAACUUCGCAGCCUUUGGCUGGACGACAACGAGCUGACCGGCCCGAUCCCGACGGAGCUGGGUAACCUCAGCAGUUUGCGGGGCCUGUAUCUGCACCACAAUCGGCUCACCGGAUCGAUACCAUCGACCCUCGCCAACCUUACCGAUCUCACCAGCCUGUGGCUGAGCGACAAUCGCCUGACCGGCGACAUCCCCCCAUCAGUUGGCACGUUGCACCGUCUGGACAGCCUGUGGCUUCACGACAAUCAGUUGACCGGCAGCAUCCCGCCAGAAUUGGGUGACCUCACCAAUCUGGAGGAGCUUUCCCUGUACGGCAACCGUUUGACAGGAUUCAUCCCCGGUGAGCUCUCCAACCUCCGCAACCUCGAGGACCUGUGUCUCGAUGACAACCGGCUGUCUGGAACCGUCCCACCCUGGCUCGGCUCACUCCGAUAUCUCGAGAGCGUCCGGCUCGAUGACAACGAGCUCACCGGCCCCAUACCAGCGGAACUGGGCGAUCUCACCCACCUCGUCGAGAUGGACCUCAGCUUCAACCGCCUGACGGGAUCCAUACCACCGGAGUUGGCGUCGCUCCGCGCUCUCAAGACUCUGGAUCUCAGCAUCAACCGGCUGACCGGGGACAUCCCCUCCAAACCUAGGCGAGCUGGAGAGCCUCAAGAAGCUAUUCCUCUACGACAACCGCUUGACCGGAUGCCUGCCGCAUGCACUGGCGCAGGCCAGGGACGAUGGGGAUCUGAGGGUGGAAACCGAUCAGCUACCCGAUUGCCCUGCUCCAUCCCCGGCCUCUGGAACGGGAUCAUCGGCUAUCCGCCGCGCCCGCGGCGCAAGGGGUUCUCGCGGCUCACCGUCACCACCGACGACGGGGCGGUGGGCAUGGCGCCGGGUCCGGGGCCGAACCAGGCGCUCAUCGAGCAGUUGUCCACGGUCGUGAUGGGGCAGGAUCCGUUGGCGGCCGACGCGCUCUGGCAGCGCAUGUACCAGGGGAACUGGCGCAAGCCGGUCGCCAAGGGCGAGCACAUCCGCGCGAUGGGGGCGAUCGACAACGCCCUCUGGGACCUGCGCGGCAAGGUGACCGGCCAGCCCGCGUGGAAGCUGCUCGGCGGCGCGCAGCGCGAGCUUCCCGUGUACGCGGCCGGAGGCUACUACCAGGAAGGCAAGGGGCUGGCCGAGCUGGCGGCCGAGGCGGCGCACGCGGUGGAGCUGGGCUUCCGGGCGGUGAAGAUGAAGAUCGGCUGGUCGGGGGUGACGCUGCGCGAGGACGCGGACCGGGUGCGCGCCGUGCGCGACGCGAUCGGCGCGAACGUCGAUCUCAUGAUCGACGCGAACAACGCCUGGGACUUCGCCACCGCGCUGCGCUUCGCGCGCCUGGUCGAACGGCAGCGCGGCGCGCUGGCCCGCGCACAGCCGAUCCCCAUCGCCAGCGGUGAGAACGAGUUCACCCGCUGGGGCUUCCGCGACCUGAUCGACGCGCGCGCCGCGCACUUCAUCCAGGCCGAUCCGAACGUCUGCGGCGGGCUCACCGAGUGGGUGAAGAUCGCCGCCUACGCCGGCGCGCACCACCUGCCGAUGGCCCCGCACGGUGACGGCCAUCUGGGCGCGGUCGCGGUCGCCGCGGUCACCAACGGGCUGAUCGUCGAGAUGGGUCCGGCGCUGCUAUCGACGAGCUGA
Messenger RNA from Geodia barretti, 4056 nucleotides. The record is from the annotation of a GenBank genome assembly. NCBI's taxonomy places the organism in Eukaryota, Metazoa, Porifera, Demospongiae, Tetractinellida, Geodiidae.